GAGCUGACCGUGACAGUUGUUGUAAUUGAAGAGGAGGAGAAAGAGCAGGAGGAAUCUGUAGAGGCUGUUGAAGAAGAGAAGUUCGCUGAGAGAGAGGAGGAGUCAGCAGGGGCGGACAAAGAUAGAGAAAUAGAGGAGAGAGAAGAUCCUCUCCCCCCACCACCCCCUAGUGUACCUGAAACUGAGUCCAUUAAUGAUGAGGUAGAGAGGAAAGCCUUGGAGACAUCUCCAGAGGCAGAAAAGGCACAAAUCAUUUUGCCUGUUGAUGAGACAGAGAAGACAGAGGACAAUGUUGGUUUGACGACAACAAAACCGCCAGUCCCGUCAACUAAUGAUGAGGUGGAGAGUAAAGAAGAGCUGUGUACAGAGAGUCGAAAGCCAGAAACCACAUCCACUACAGAUGAGUUAACGAAGGGAGAGCAGAGUGGCAGUCAGGAUGCAGAGAUGCCCAUCAGCCAGGUGACUAAUGAUGAUGUCAUGGCGAGAGUGAGUGAUGAAAGCGGGAGUCAAGUGACCGAUGACUGUCAAACGGUGUCCACUAGUGAUGAGGUCAGAGAGACACGGCAGGAGGAAGGACAGGAAGAGGAGCCUAAACAUCAGCCAGCCAAUGACAAUGAAGGAGAGAGUGAGGAAAGUAACAAUAAAUUGGCAAAAAAUCGACAGGUUUCACAAGAAGAGAGGGAUGAGAACCAGCAGGGAAGUGAGAAGAGUACAGAGAAAAAAGAGGAGGAGGUUAAAAGCCAUGUUACAGAGGAACAGGGAGAGACAACUAAAGCAGUUUUAGAGAAAAAAGAGGAGGGGCAUCAAGCGACAGAGCACCAGCCCCCGUUGUUCGUUACCAAGGAGUUCAUAGAGCUUGGAGUCGUCAAGAGUCAGGCAACCACAGCUCAACAGCCACAGGAUGUUGUCACUCCACCUGUUGAGGUAGAGGGAGGGAGCAAGAGCAAGGCACAGCCACUGAUACAGCCCAAUGAGAGUCAGGAGGGUGAGAACGGCUCUAAAGAGGAGGGAGGUUUACAACAGACAGAACAGCAGCUACAGGUGGAAGAGGGUGACAGUGAUAGGGCAGUGAAGGGAGGUGGUAGGGAGAGGGAAGAGCCGCAACAGGUUGGAGAUAAUGCGGUGGUGGGGAUGGACACAGAAGGCAGCAAAGUAGAGGAGGAGCAAAAGAAGGAGGAUAAUGUAGACAUAGCAGAGGAAGAGAGAAGAGGUGGCGGCGGUAUGGAGGAACAGACGGAAAAGGCUUUGGAGCCUGAUUAUGCUGCCAGAGAAGAGGGGGAAGAGAGAGAAGACAAAGUUGUAGCUCAGCCACAGUUACAGAUACUCAAGGGUUCAGCAGAAGCUACACAGGAGGACGACGACAAGGAUUUAGAGCAUGUCGAGGAGGCUUUCGAGCUUGAGGAGGGAGGAGACAUGGAGAAAGAACAGCCAGGAGAGGUCAUUCUGGAUGAGCCCGGAGCUGCAGAGUUGGGAGGGGCUGAAGAGAUGGAUAAUCCAGUCCAGGUCUCAGAGAUAGGGACGGGAGGAGCAGAGGGAGGGGGUGAGUUGGAGGAACAGCGAGUGACAAACAUUGACGAUAAUCUAGACUCACAAUCAGAGGUAGCGAUUGAGAUGGCGGAAGAGCCAGAAGAUCUCAUUGAGGAUGAGUCUAAAUCUGCAUUAGAGGGAGGCAGCAAGAGAGUAGAACAGCCAGGGCCUGCCACUAAGGAUGAGCCAGUAAAGUUUGGGAAGGAAUACAAAGUGAAGGACAGAAGGAAAGAGAAGAAAGAAGAGGUGGAGCUAGGGGUCAAAAGUCGCAAAGCCAGGAUAGAGAAUGGGUUCCCUGGAACAGAGGAGGUGAAACGACAACUGCUGAACGAGAUGCUGCUAACUCCCACAAGGCUGAGACAAGGAAAAAUGAAAGAGGAGGCGACAGUAAAAAGAGAUAGGGUGACACCCCGCAGAGGGAGCAACGACUGGAUCAAGAAGGAGGCCCCAGAGGAGGUGCAGACCCGCAGAGGGAGCAACGACUGGAUCAAGAAGGAGGCCCCAGAGGAGGUGCAGACCCGCAGAGGGAGCAAUGACUGGAACAAGAAGGUGGCCCCAGAGGAGGCGCAGACCCGCAGAGGGAGCAACGACUGGAACAAGAAGGCGGCCCCAGAGGAGGCGCAAACCCGCAGAGGGAGCAACGACUGGAACAAGAAAGCGGCCCCAAAGGAGGCGCAGACCCGCAGAGGGAGCAACGACUGGAACAAGAAGGCGGCCCCAGAGGAGGCGCAGACCCGCAGAGGGAGCAACGACUGGAACAAGAAGGCGGCCCCAGAGGAGGCGCAAACCCGCAGAGGGAGCAACGACUGGAACAAGAAAGCGGCCCCAAAGGAGGCGCAGACCCGCAGAGGGAGCAACGACUGGAACAAGAAUGCGGCCCCAGAGGAGGCACAGACCCCCUGGAGGAGGGAGGACUGGGCCAAGAAGGAGGCCCCAGAGGAUGUGCAGACCCGCAGAAGGAGUGAUGACUGGAUCAAGAAGGCCCCAGAGGAGGCACAGACCCCCGAGAGGAGUGAGGACUGGAUUAAGAAGUUGUCUCCAGAGGAGGCGCAGACCCGCAGAAGGAGCGACGACUGGAUCAAGAAGGAGGCCCCAGAGGAGGCGCAGACCCCUGGGUGGAGGGAGGACUGGAUUAAGAAGUUGUCCCCAGAGGAGGCGCAGACCCCUGAGCGAAAGGAGGACGGGAUUAAGAAGUUGUCCCCAGAGGAAGUGCAGACCCCCGAGAGGAGGGAGGACUGGAUAAAGGAGCUGAAGUCGGUGCUCAAAGAGGAGGUACUUUCCCCGAAGAGGAGAGAGGAGCAGGUGAAGAAAAAGAAGAAGAAGGUGGUGGUCAUGGACGAAGUGCCCACGUUCAUGCACCAGAGGACAGAGGUGAAGAUAGAGGUGAAGAAAGAGAAGGAGGCGCAGGGGGAGGAGAAGACGCCAAAGAAGUCUGUGAGGCUGCAGAGCCCAACUCCUCACGAGGAAGACAGCUACAGUCCGGACCCCCAGGAGUACGAGAUCUCCCUCUAUGUCAAGGCUGGCAGUGAUGGUGAGAGCAUCGGGAACUGUCCGUUCUCCCAGCGCCUCUUCAUGAUCCUGUGGCUGAAGGGAGUUAUCUUCAACGUCACCACAGUUGACCUCAAAAGGAAACCGGCGGACCUGCAGGACCUGGCCCCGGGGACCAACCCUCCAUUCGUCACAUUUAACGGGGAGGUGAAGGUCGACGUCAACAAGAUAGAAGAGUUCCUUGAGGAAAAACUCACGCCACCACGGUACCCCAAGUUGGCGACUAAUCACCCAGAGUCAAACACCGCAGGUAUAGAUGUGUUCUCCAAGUUCUCUGCCUACAUCAAGAACCCCCGCAAAGAUACCAACGACGGCCUGGAGAAGGCCCUGUUGAAGUCUCUGAGGCGGCUGGAUGAAUACCUGAGGACCCCCCUGCCGGAGGAGAUCGAUGCCAACAGCACAGAAGACCCUCAGGAGUCCACACGCUGCUUCCUGGAUGGACCUGACCUCACACUGGCAGACUGCAACUUGCUGCCCAAACUACACAUUAUAAAGGUGGUGGCCAGGAAGUACCGUGGCUUUGAGAUCCCGGCGGAGAUGGCAGGGGUGUGGCGCUAUCUGAACCACGCCUACAAGAGGGAAGAGUUUACUAACACCUGUCCUGUUGAGCGCGAAAUCGAAUUUGCCUACAUAGAUGUGGCCAAACGAAUCAAAUAGCGACAGGGAGAGGAGGGAGAGACUGAGAAGGCCCAAUCCCAAAUUGUGUGUGUGUGCGUGUGUGUGUGUGUGUGUGUCUUUGUGCACUCACAGGUUGGGUUGCACGGCACUCAUAUGUAGUGUCAUGGCUGCUGUGAUUGUAAGACCACUAGACAGAGAGGUCUGCAUCCAUUUCACAUCCAGUCCUUUUGGCCAAAGCCCUCUGCGGUGCAUUAUAAUACAGCUGUAUGGUGUCAUUGAAGACACAGACACUGUUAGAAACCCAGAGUACGAACUCUAACAGCGUAUAGUACUAUCUACUAAUACUGCGACAUUGUAAAACUGUCCUAAAGCAGCCAUAAGCAUUCAUUAGAGUGUUAUAACCUCUGUGUCUUAGAGGAAUAGCAGAGCACCGGUAGACACGCCAUACUUAUAUGAAUAUGCAACACUUUGGCCUUGACCACAGUAUUAACCUAUAUAUAAAAAUUAACAUACACAUACUUUAUAAUUUAACUUUUCUUUAGUUUCUCCCCCGUCUUAUUUUGGCUAUCUAUGGGUGAAUAAUAAUCAAUAGUAAAAAGCCUUUUGAUGUCAAGGUCUGACUUUUCUAUUUGUACGUUUUGUAAAAGCAAAUCUGCUUUAAUACCAUUUAUAUCGAAUUCUAUUGACCAUAACAGGAUUGUGGGUGGGGCUUUCUGUUGAGAAGCUCACCUGUUUGGGCCUUCCUGAACAUGCAGGUGGAAUCGGAAGCCAUUUUGAUUGUGGCGGAAGUGUGUACUGUAUCUCUCUAUGCACCAAACAAAUACUGACACAACCCUGUGUACUCGCCUUAUAAUCCUCACCAGAGGAGACUUUAUUAAACUGAUUUCAGAACA
Oncorhynchus tshawytscha (Chinook salmon) is the source of this 4586-nucleotide messenger RNA. Its product is annotated as chloride intracellular channel protein 4. The record is from RefSeq and is a predicted model, not a curated record. The transcript is spliced from 6 exons. Lineage: Eukaryota; Metazoa; Chordata; Actinopteri; Salmoniformes; Salmonidae. Bases 445 to 3732 code for a protein of 1095 amino acids.